Messenger RNA from Cryphonectria parasitica EP155, 690 nucleotides. RefSeq names its product family 5 carbohydrate esterase. The record is from RefSeq and is a predicted model, not a curated record. NCBI's taxonomy places the organism in Eukaryota, Fungi, Ascomycota, Sordariomycetes, Diaporthales, Cryphonectriaceae. The annotation marks the transcript as partial. The transcript has 2 exons. Gene Ontology annotation, molecular function: hydrolase activity.
GUCCUCGCCGGCGUGAUAGCCACAGCCACCGCCCAAAACUCCACCACCAACAACACAGCAUGCGUAACCGGCAACGCAGUCCACAUGAUCGUAGCAAGAGCCAGCCUAGAGCCCCCCGGAACAGGCAUCAUAGGCGAAGUAGCCACCCAGGUCCAGCAGCAGUUCCCCGGCUCCGACAUCGUGCCCGUCGUCUACCCAGCGACCCUCGACAACUACCCUUCUUCCGAGAACGAUGGCGUAGUGGCCAUGACGCAGCUGGUGACGGACUACGCCGCGCGGUGCCCGGACAGCAAGAUCGUGCUGAUGGGGUACUCGCAGGGCGCGCAGGUCACGGCCGAUGUGCUGUGUGGGCGGACCGAUGGGCCGUACUUUAACACGACGCAGCCUUUGGCUUCGAGUAUCUCGAGUCAAGUGACGGCUGCCGUGCUGAUGGGAGAUCCGUCGAAAUCGACCAAUGAAACUUUCCUGGCGGGAACAUCUACUAAGAACGGGAUCUUCCCACGCGAGGUCCCAGCCGGCUGUGACCCAGUCGCUGACCGCAUGGUCUCGUAUUGUAAUGCGAACGAUACCUACUGCGACUCAGGAAGCAGUCUAGACGUGCAUCUCAGCUAUGUCCAAGACAACGGUACUUCUGCGGUCAACUUCAUUGUCGACCAAAUCAACGCAGGUGCCGGUGGAAGUAAUGGAACU